AUCAGAUCUGAUCUGCGCGCUCAUCAUCCUCUCAUACUUAACAUAUCGAUCGGGAGAAACCGGCCACCCACCGCCGAUCUCCGAUCUUCGACGCCGCUGGCCACCCACCGCUCCUUCGUUCACCGCGGCGCACCGCCACACGCCACACGCCACAGAUCUGCUCCGAUCUCGCCGGCCACCCGCCGCCGUCUCCUUCUAUCACCGCGGCGCACCGCCACACGCCACAGAUCUGCUCCGAUCUUCAACGCUGUCUGACGCCACCGACCGACCGCCGUCUGCUUCGCGACGCACCGCCACACGCCACAGCCGCGGCCACCCACCGCCGUCUGCUUUGUUCACCGCGACGUCGCACGCCCCCACCACGACCAGCCGCCAUCCCCGCCGGCGCCACUGCCGCCUCCCCGGCCGCCGAUCUGCAGAGUUUUCGCUGGAUUUACUGAUUUACACCAAUUGAAGUCCAAACACCACCAGGAACAAGGUGUCUGUUUAACGGUGAAUUUUCAGCUGCAUAAGCAAAUUUGUUUAGGAUGGCAAACCGACCUCAGAUCCGCACCAGCAACUCGGCACUCAUUGCUAUGAUUGGUGAUGAGGAUACAAUCACUGGAUUUUUAAUGGCUGGAGUUGGCAAUGUGGACUUGAGGAGAAAAACAAACUACCUUAUUGUGGAUUCAAAAACUACGGUGAAACAGAUUGAAGAUGCUUUUAAAGAGUUCACUACAAGAGAGGACAUUGCAAUAGUGUUGAUCAGCCAAUAUGUUGCAAACAUGAUAAGGUUUUUGGUUGAUGGUUAUAACACGCCGAUACCAGCCAUCCUGGAGAUUCCUUCAAAGGACCAUCCCUACGAUCCUGCACAGGAUUCCAUUCUUUCACGAGUGAAGUACCUCUUCUCUACCGAAUCUGUGGCAUCUGGACGACGCUGAACUUGAUGAUUCUUGUUUCUAAACCGCCCUUUUAGAGUUUAGACUCUACUCAUCUGCACCUGCAUUUAUUUAAAUUCAUUUUUGAGUAAUAAUUCCUUGUGCUGGUUGUUACUUGUUACUAUAUCUAUAUGUUUUGCCAGCAAACUGAAAAUUUGUAGCAUGGAGAUCUGAGUACCUAGGUCACCUGCUUGACAUUUUCCUUGUGGUUUACACUCACAGGAUGCAAUAAAAUGAUUUAUACCCCAGAAAGGGUAGAGAACAUCCAUCUUUGAGCU
Messenger RNA from Ipomoea nil (Japanese morning glory), 1195 nucleotides. Its product is annotated as V-type proton ATPase subunit F-like. Gene Ontology annotation, biological process: proton transmembrane transport. The coding region runs from base 528 to 920 and encodes 130 amino acids. Gene Ontology annotation, molecular function: proton-transporting ATPase activity, rotational mechanism. The record is from RefSeq and is a predicted model, not a curated record. Gene Ontology annotation, cellular component: membrane; proton-transporting V-type ATPase, V1 domain. Lineage: Eukaryota; Viridiplantae; Streptophyta; Magnoliopsida; Solanales; Convolvulaceae. The transcript is spliced from 6 exons.